Eruca vesicaria subsp. sativa (arugula) is the source of this 792-nucleotide messenger RNA. The record is from the annotation of a GenBank genome assembly. Lineage: Eukaryota; Viridiplantae; Streptophyta; Magnoliopsida; Brassicales; Brassicaceae.
CGACAAUAGACUUAAACCUGAAGCCAAACAAGUCUUCGGUUAUUGCCUUUGUUCAGCUGAGUUGAGAAGAGAAGAAGCCAAACUUUCUCAGAUUAUCCAUCCUACUGAUUUUUUCCCGGAAAGUAAUCGCAAUCAGCUUUGGGAGAAGAGGGGAUUGUUCAUUCAUUGUUUUGCCAUGGCAAUGUAUAUCCGUGUGAAGCGCAUGAAAGCCACUUACUUUAUCCAAUGCGAUCCCACAGAGACUGUUUUGGAUGUUAAACAAAAGCUCUCUACCCUCAUUGAGCAACCAGUUAGUAACCAACGUCUCAUCUUGUUGUCUACUGAAGAAGUAUUGGAGGAUUCCAAAUCUCUAGCCGAGCAGAAGGUUGAGAAUGAUGCAGUUGUGGCUCUGACUUUGAGGAAAGACGAUGACGACUUUGAGGAUGUUGACAUUGCACAGCCCACCGACUUUUCUGUUGCAUGAAGAGUAUAACUGGCUGUAUCAGGAGAACCUUUGCUUCAGCAGGAGAAGUAUUGAUGUUAACACGAGUUGGAAUCUAUAAACGCUUGAAGUUAUAUCUUUCUCUAAUGUCUCUUUAGUUGUUACAGACAAUUGUUGUAAGCAAAGAUAUUUAGAUGUGGAAGUGUGAUUGCAAUUUGCAAGAUGAUAAGUUGUCAGUUAAAGUCUUUCAUGUUAUCUCUCCCAUUUUUCCAAUUGCUUCCUUGGAGGAGUUACAAUGAACUGGUGGCCAAAGACGAUUCUUGUUGGUGUACACUUGCAUGCUUUGUAACAUUGAACUUUUUUAACACGAC